AUGAAAAUAUUAUGUUCAAUAUUAUUUCCAUUAUCAUUAUUUUUUAUUCUUUUUAUUUUUUCAUUAAUUCAUAAAAAUAGCUGUAGUCAAAUUAAGGAAAAACUUUUUGGAGAAUUGAAGACAAAGAAAAUUAAAAAUUAUGAAAAAUUGAAGGUAGAUAAAGUUGGAAAUGAUAAGAUAUUAGAGAAAGAUAAAUUUAAAAAUUAUGAAGUAUUAAAUAUAGAUAAAGUUAAAAAAAAAAUUGCCAUUGUUGUUGUAGUUGAUGUUAAUUCAAUUGAUUAUAAUAAAGAAAAUUUUGAAACAAUUAAAUGUUAUAGUUUACAUAAUAGCUAUUCAUUUGUAGUUAUUACAAUACUAUCAUAUCCACAUCUUUUUAUUGAUUGUAAACAAAAAAGUUUUGUAUUUCAAAGGCAUUGUGUUGUGGCAAAAUUUGCUGAAAAAUAUCAAAAAAUAUUUAAGUAUAUUAUUUUUGUUAGUGAAAAUGUUGGAAUUAUAAAUCCAGUUCAUAAACUUGAAAAUUAUCUUUUAAAAAAAAAUGAAGAAAUGAUAUUUUAUGAAAAGAUAUCUAAUAAUGAAAUCUCAACUGAUAGUUAUAUUUUUAAAAAUACAAAUUAUUCAAGAAAUUUUUUAAAAUUUUUUGCAAAUUAUGAGUGUUCAGUUCCAGAGAUGUAUAAUAAAAAUGAUAACUCUGCCAUUCAAACAGUUUUUGUUACCCUAUUUGGUGGUGAUCAAUACUUAAAUAUAUAUAAUCAUUGUAUAAAUAUUUGGUUUAAGGGAACAACACUUAAUGAAAAUAUAAUUUUUGAAUCUUGUAUGAGGUGGCUUUUAUCAAUGCUUAAUGAAAAUGAAGGAAAAUCAUAUAUGUUAUUUGAUGAUAAAAGGGUAGUUCUUUUAGGAAAAAAAUCUAAAAGAAAAUGGAUAAGAGAUGGAAAAUUAUAUAAUUGGCAUUUUGGUUAUAAAGACUUUUUUUUCAGUAAUUGGAAUACAAAUAAAUUAUCUAUUAAUAAUUUUUCAUUUAAAAAAAAUUCAACCUCAACAAAUGUUUUAUGUAAAAGUCGUAGAUAUAUAAAUAUGUGGAAAUACAAUUCAUCAAUGAAACUACCACAACAUUUUAUUAAUUUAACUAUGAAAAAUUUAUCAAUAUUUUCUGAAAUUAAUUAUUACAAUAAUCUUACCUUAUGUAAUUUAGACAAAAUAAAAGAGUCAAACGGAAGAGACUACCUAAAAGUAAUUUACAAUAAAAAUAAAUAA
Strongyloides ratti is the source of this 1251-nucleotide messenger RNA. Its product is annotated as Protein of unknown function DUF273 family-containing protein. The coding region runs from base 1 to 1251 and encodes 416 amino acids. The transcript has a single exon. NCBI's taxonomy places the organism in Eukaryota, Metazoa, Nematoda, Chromadorea, Rhabditida, Strongyloididae. The record is from RefSeq and is a predicted model, not a curated record.